Molecule: messenger RNA, 754 nt
Organism: Vanessa tameamea
Lineage: Eukaryota; Metazoa; Arthropoda; Insecta; Lepidoptera; Nymphalidae
Product: lipopolysaccharide-induced tumor necrosis factor-alpha factor homolog
Exons: 2
Coding region: 160-687 (175 amino acids)
Molecular function (GO): zinc ion binding
Source: RefSeq, a predicted model, not a curated record
AUUCUAUAUUAUUAUGUGUUUCAACUUUCAAGUGUCUGAUUGUAAUUCGUACUCACUGAUAAUAUUCAUCAAAAAUCAUACAAGUUUUAUAUAACGAGAAAGUGUUAUUUUACAAGGCUACAUUUACAUAGGAUUAAAGAUUUUUUUAAUUAUUUGAAUAUGGCUACAAAUAAUUAUCCUCCGAAUACCUCAAACAUCCCACCUUGUAAUACGAAUGAUCUUCCACCACCAUACUCUGCUGUUGUAGGUAAUCCCCAGUAUGGUUUUGUUGCACCUCCAGGUGAACAAUUUCCUGCCGCGGGUGGUGUCUUUCCGCAACCAAAACAAUUCACUCCAGUAGGAGUCUAUCCUCAUCCAACAGUCUUACCUACCUCUGCUCAACCUCAAACUGAUGUUCCGCCUCCGCCUCCUGGUAUGUCUGUGCCUGUUGGUGUCGUGAUGCCUCCUGCGGUUGGUAGUGAACCCACCACAGUGACUUGCUACAACUGUGGCAAAGUUGUUACAACAAGGGUUACAUAUACAACAGCUUGGCAUACUCAUCUCGUAGCUGGUUCAAUUUGUGUAAUCACUAUGGUUUGUUCAUUAUGUUGUCUUGGACUCAUACCUUAUUGCUUCGACACCUUCAAGGAUGCUGAACACUACUGCCCCAACUGCAGUACCUUUAUUGGUAAAAGCAACAAAUGCUAAUGAAAUAUAAUUCAUUUAUAUUCUUCCUUAUAGAAUAUUCUAACAAUAUAUUGUACAUUUAUUUGCA